Drosophila eugracilis is the source of this 2055-nucleotide messenger RNA. RefSeq lists its product as uncharacterized. The annotation marks the transcript as partial. The transcript is spliced from 4 exons. The record is from RefSeq and is a predicted model, not a curated record. NCBI's taxonomy places the organism in Eukaryota, Metazoa, Arthropoda, Insecta, Diptera, Drosophilidae.
AUGUGGCCCCACCGCCACCAACGACAUCUGCUAACGGCGGCAGCCACGCUCUGCUGUCUGUUGGCCUUCAUCGUUCAGCCAGCCCUCUCAGAUGAGCCACCCACAUCCAUACCCAAUCUCCAACAGAACUCAACGGAGGAGACGACGGCAACUGAAGCCCUGAGUGACAGCAGCAGUGCCAAGGAGCUUAAUAAGCAGGCAGCCGGUCAGCUCAUCCGCGAGGUCAUCGAAGGUCCCAACUUGGACGGCGAACUGCUGCAGGAGGGCUUGGAUUUGGAAAGGGAACGCGAACCGGAACGGGAGGACCAGGCUACAGAAAAAGAAGCGGAGUUCGUAGGUGUUCCAGGCUUUCUGCCCACUGUGCUGCCUCCCAAAGAUUCAGUGAGUCCCACCAAUGGUCAUGGCUACAUCCAGUUUGAGAUCAACGAUGAGAUGCCUGUGGAAAUUGCUAAACGCCAAAGACCCAUUCAGCAAACUGUGACCCGCUCGCGAACGGACACCGUGAACGAGGUUCUGUCCAAUCUCUUCCCCAAGGGAUUCUCGGACAUUUUCCGUUUUAGUGGCAACCCAGAGGCGUCCACCACAACGUCCACGACCACAAACAAGGCGGUUGUGCGGCCUACUGUGGUGGAUGUGGUCAGCACCACAGAGGCAGUGACCACUGAAAAGCCAAAGGAGGCCCCAGCACCAAAUGCCACGUACUACAGCUACCAAACCACAGUGACCAAGGAGUACCGCAGGGAGUUGGGGCCAGGACACACCGAGAUAGUGGUGGAACAGAUCCGAGAUCCUGGUUUCCGAGACGGCAGCAAUCACAUUUCACGGGAUGAGCUGCUGAGGAUUAAUCGGGCUGCAGUGGCUGCUCCAGUGCUGCCCAGUUUGCUACUCCAACCGGAGGGCGAUGACAAUGAGACUCUGGUGGCGGCCGAAAGUGCUCCGAUUGUUAUACUCGCAGAUCACGAAGGGGAUGUGGAGGAGGGGCAGGAGAUCAAUGAUAACCAGAUUGCUGAGACACGGCAUGUGGGCAGAGAGGCCUACCAACAGCGACUGCCAGCUCCGGCUUUCAAUGGCAUCGAGAGCUAUGCCAACCAGAAGGGUCCUGGACAGGAUCAGGAAAUCAAUGUGCACAUCGUGCACGACGAGACUUUGGGAAAACGUCAGCAGGGAGAGGGAAAGUCACCAAAAGAGAAACCGCAAUCGCAACCUCCCCAGCACGCCUUGGAUCACUUUCAGGCGCACAGUGAGCAGAGAUUCCAGCAGCAUUAUCCUAGCAAUGAAGCUCCUUCCCGGCAAUUCCUUAAGAGCUUUAAUCCCGUAGUUUCGGGCAGUGGCGAUGGACCCCUUCCCAAGGGCAGCUUCCACUACGAAGUGCAGAAUCCUCCCCAGCUGCCGAAUCCACGGCCGCCAAAGGAGGGAGACUACGCAGGACAGUUUGUGAGACCUGCUGCCCAGUUGGCCUACCAACAGGAGAUCAGUCAGGUGAUUCCACAAGCGCAGAAGCAGCCAGAGCCUCAACCUGAAACGCUGCAUACCAAGGCCAUUUCCUCGCCCUCGCCAUCGCCAGAGAUUCAUCAGUACUCCGGGUAUGCAGGUCCCACGCCUGUCUCUGCUACGCCAAAUAGUUUGGUUUUUGUCACCUUGAACACUCCACGUCCUCCUCAUUCCUCGCCAGCACCGGCCGUUGCUCAUACGCCCCUUGAACCGCAUGUCCAAAUAACAGUUAAUCACCCAGCCCCCCACGAUUACGUGGCUGAGGCAGCCGCUGAGCCCUCCCAGCACAAUGUUCAACAUGCUCCGGCUCCCAAGAAAUCCACUCCCUAUACCUUUGUAGAGGUACAAAAGUCCGUGAAUAUACACAACAAGCUGAUCACCGAGAAGGACGGUCGUUUGGUGGAGCAGCAUGAGACCAUCUACCACCAGCCUUACCUGCACAAUCACCUGCCACAACCAUCUCCGUCUGAUCCUCCCAAGAGUUAUGCUUCUUUGGCCAAAAAUCCCAUUCACGUGGAGUACGAUAGCGCGCCCCAAGAGGUGGCCAUCUCACAUGCAGCUAUC